This is a messenger RNA of Cercopithifilaria johnstoni, 1329 nucleotides long. Lineage: Eukaryota; Metazoa; Nematoda; Chromadorea; Rhabditida; Onchocercidae. The record is from the annotation of a GenBank genome assembly.
AUGAAGCUUAUCGAAGUGAUUCUUAUCGUAGGGAUAGUAUUGAUUGGCACUUGCUACUGUCCACGUCCUCCAAUACCGUCGUUUUGCAAGGAUGAGAAAUUCAGAGCAGUAGUGACAAAGAUGAAAUUUAAUUUUGCGUUGAAAUUAUUGCGUCAAUCAUCGCCACCUAAUGAAUCGUCGCUACUGUCACCGUUUGCAAUCAUUAACAUGUUAUCAAUGCUACAUAAUGUGGUGGGAGAUGAAAUUCAACUUCAAAUGAAAGCAGUGAUUGCGGGAGUUGACGAGUCAUUUUUAAAACAACAUACACCGAUAUCACAGAGUUGUCAGUGUUAUGUUACAGAUAUUUUAAAACAAAAUGUUAUAUUUAAUGAAAAUCGAUAUAUGGAACGAUUAUCUAAAUUAUGGGUGCAGGAAAAUAUUACCCUCACGAGUGAUUUCACAAAUGUCUUAACCAGCGAUCAUUAUGUUGAGAUAGGAAGAGCUUAUUUAUCACCGCAAAAUGUUACUAAUUUUGCACAGGAAGUGAUUACUUGGAUGGAAGAAGACCCUGAUUAUGAAACCAGAAACAUCAUUUUUCUUAAUUUUAAUUUUAUGAUAUACUUAGCCAGUAAAUUUCAUAUUGAAGCAGAAUGGAAAUAUCCUUUCCUGCCACUAAGCCACUCGAUAUUUUUCAAUGUUUCGCCAUCGGAAGCAGUCACGGUACCAAUGAUGGGAAUGUCCGCAUAUUUCCCAUACUAUGAAGAUGACAAUGUCCAAGUGGUUUCCAUACCAUUCGAAAACGGCAAACUGCAAAUGGCAAUUAUUCUUCCCAAAGAAAUGUGUGGAUUACAAGAAUUUGAAAUGGAACUUACGGGAGAGCUACUAAUCAGUUAUAUUGAUGCACUUCGUACAUCCGUAGAAGUUGUGGUCUUGAUUCCAAAAUUCGCAUAUAUAAAAUAUUUUGCUUUAUCAAAUGCAUUGGAAAAUAUGGGUAUGAAAUCAAUAUUCAACCAAUCGGCUAAUUUUUCGCGCAUUACUGAUCAUACAUUAGGGAUAGCACAUCCUAUGAUAAACCUGGCUGCUAUAGAGAUCAAUGAAAGAGGAAUCACAAACAUAUCUUCAACUUUUGGUGCAACGAUUGAUGAAGACUUCAAUCGCAAUCAGCCAAAUGUUCGUGCCGAUCAUCCAUUUCUGUAUAUAAUUUUUGACAAUCAAAAAAAUAUUCAAUGGAUCGGUCGAUUCACUGCACAGGAAAGAAUAUUGAAUAAAAGAGGAAACUCUAUUAAAAGGAAAAGAUCUUGCAAAUCUGGGAAAUGCCAUAAUACAGUUCAACGUAAACUGCUAUUUUAA